Messenger RNA from Miscanthus lutarioriparius, 540 nucleotides. NCBI's taxonomy places the organism in Eukaryota, Viridiplantae, Streptophyta, Magnoliopsida, Poales, Poaceae. The record is from the annotation of a GenBank genome assembly.
AUGAGCGUUCAUUUCCAGCUAAGUGCUAAACAACAGCAACUCACUCUACUGCUUAUAGGCUUCUACAGUUGCACAGUGCACGAACUAGAAGAAGCAGAUGCACUACUGCUCAACCAACGCCAGAUGCUAAUGUUACAACGUAAUGUCGUACAGGGCACAUGCACCAAACUACUGCAGGGAGAUAGAGACUCUUGCAUCUUAAAUCCAAAUGAACAUAAUGGAGCACAGAUUGAAAAGAUUGAUCACUACCGAUGGGCACAGCAUUUGGCCAUCGACCUAUCCUCUCUCUGCAGAUACUUGCUCUGUAGCAGAGGUUCCCAGACAGGGACAUCUGCAGAACACCCGCUCUAUGCGCAACACUUCCAUGACAAAGUGACAACCAUGUCUAAUCAGCUUCCAAUCGUACAAAAGCAAAUUACUCCAGAUUAUGAGAAGUACAACCUGCUGCAAAAGCAAGAGAUUAGUACUAGCAAAAAUCAUGAGGACAUCACAAAAAGUACUAUUCAGCCCUGGAUACUCAACAAGCUUCAGACCUUGUAA